Molecule: messenger RNA, 4144 nt
Organism: Menidia menidia (Atlantic silverside)
Lineage: Eukaryota; Metazoa; Chordata; Actinopteri; Atheriniformes; Atherinopsidae
Source: the annotation of a GenBank genome assembly
ACGAAGGUACAGCCAGGUUUUGGUGUAAGUUAUGUUGAUAUGCGAAUAUUAAUGACGUCAGUUUUGUAGUAAGAUAUAUGCAGUUAAAUAGUUGUACUUGUACAUGUAAAACUUUCGAAACUUUCGUGUUUAUUUUCGACUUUUUGUUUGUUUUGCGGAAACUAGCAUUAGCUACCAUACUAUCUCAGCUUUCAGUAGUUAGUUAACUGCUAGCUUGCUGUUGUGUGGAGCAAGUUGUUUUGAAGCUGACGUUGCUGGUUGUAAAUUCGAUUGAGCUCUUGCUCUAAGGGGUUUGUUCUGAGAACUGUCUUCAGUGUACUGAAGCCAGAAUUGUUGCAGUAUGUCGGACCGUGUUUUUAAAAAAAAAUAAACAGAAGAAAUGAAUGAAAAAUGUACAAAUACAGACAACGAAAAAAAAACAUGUUGGGGCUGAGGAGAGAAACACACAGAAACACUUUUACAGGGAAUACAGGAAGUGUUGGACUCUUUCGUUAUACAAUUUUUAUAACUUGUUUUAAAAAAAAUGCCAAUAAAACUUCAAAGCAUGGAAGAGGAGGAUAGUAACCUGUUCACUGCGACCGAUUCAGACAUAGAAGACAAAAAGGAUGGCAGCGGAUGUAAAGCAAAGUGGACCCAGGAAGAGGAUGACAAUCUUAAAAUACUGGUCAGCAACUUUGGAACAAAAGAUUGGAAUACCAUUGCUAGUUUUUUACCUGGGCGAACAGAAAUGCAAUGUAUGGUCCGUUGGAAAAAACAUCUGGAUCCUGAUGCCAUCAAGGGAUUUUGGACCAAGGAGGAAGAUGAAAUGAUAUUGGAGCUGGUUGAAAAGUAUGGCACCAGAAACUGGGCAAUAAUUGGCAAGCACCUGAAGGGAAGAAUGGGGAAACAGUGUCGCGAGCGCUGGGUUAACCACCUUAAUCCCAUCAUCAAAAAGAGUUCAUGGACUGAAGAGGAAGACCUCAUCAUUUACAAAGCCCACUCCAUUCUUGGCAACCGGUGGGCUGAGAUUUCCAAGCUGCUUCCUGGAAGAUCAGACAAUUCUGUGAAGAAUCACUGGAACUCAACCAUCAAACGCCAAGCAGAGAUGGGCUUUUUCAAGGAUGAUAAUGACAGCAUUUCCCUUGAUAUUCAACAGUUUGUGGAUGGAGAGGUGGACUUUAAGUGUGAUGUUGUAAUAGAUGCUGCUCCAGUCUAUCCUCAAGUGCAGGUCAGACCAGAGAGACAACAGCAAUCGAAGGAGCUACAGAGAUCCAAACACAAGACUGUUGUUCAAAACUCCCAGUUUCUGGGAUCACAGAGAGAGGCCUUUCCCCCCAGUCCAUCUUUACCACGCAGUUCAAGUUCCAGUCCCAGUUCUAGUUUCGCCCUACCAACCGUGGACCAGAAAAAGUUCACAGAUGCAGCGCUGAGGAUGAUUGCAGAGGACAUGCUGCCCCUCAGUUUUGUUGAAGGCACUGGCUUCAGGUCAUUCAUGAGUACCAUCAGCCCUGAAUACAAUAAGCUGUCCCAGCGUGCCAUGGCUGUGCAGCUCUAUGAGGACGUGGAAAGAACCAUGAAGCCUCAGCUCAUCCGGGACCUCAAAGCCUUGCUUUCCAAAACCAAAGAUGGUGAAAGUGCUAUUCAUGUGACAUGUGACCUUUGGGCAGGAGCUCAAUCGCAACAAGCAGAGGGUCCAAUGCUUGCUGUGCAACUUCACUUCAUCAAUGAUUCCUGGCAGAUCCGCCGUCCCAUCGUGGCCUUCCGUCACCUCAGUCACAAAAACCUCAGCACAUCUGUGGCGAAGGAGCUGGAGGGCGUGCUGCUGAGCUACGGCAUCUUUCCUCGCAGCAUCGGCUACACUCUUGCUAACCAGGCCAAAGAAGCUCUGUCUGGAAACAACUUGUUCUGUGACUACAAGAUUGUGUGCUCCUCCAACCGGGGAGAACCAGAGGGAGACGAAAUCUCAGCUUUCCUAUCAGACCAGAUGCCAGAAACAAACUCCCCCUUUUCAGACAUGCAGAUCGGGACAAAGAUCAGCUGUGUUGCCAGAACUCUUCAGGUGGUGAUCAAGGACGCCCUGAAAAAUUCCAGAGUAGUUGAAAACUUGCUCUCACAGGUCCACAAUGUGGUGGCUUUCUUCAAGGGGAGUGCCUACUGGAGUGAGGUGUUGUUGAAGGAGUGCAAUGUGUCUCUGUGCCCAUCCUCCAGUAACUGUCGCUGGAACUCCAUGAUGGUGUCUUUGCGUAGAAUGGUGCAGGAGACGACCUGGAGCACCAUCAUGACCCUCCUGGCUCAGGCUCGCAUAGAGGCCUCAGACUCUGCCAGCGCCCCCCCUCUGGUCAUGGUCAAAAGGGAACAAGUGGCUGACAUUCUGGGUCUCCUUCAGCCUUUUGAGGAGGCUUUGCAAGUCUUGCAAGGAAACGGUGUGACCAUUUCUUUCAUCAUCCCCUCAAUCAUUGGUCUUGAUAAGACUUUGGAAAGUCGCGUCACCAACUACAACCACUUCUGCAAGUCCCUGCGCACCGGCAUCUACACACACUUCCAGCCUCUGAUUCACCAGAAGGAAAUCUUACUAGCUACAGUGCUGGACCCCAGGAUCAAACUGCAGCCAUUUUCUGAUACCAGACUGGAAACACAGACAGAAUUCCUAACAACCCCUACAAAGAAAGAGGCUCAUGCUGUUAUAAAAUCCAUAUUGGUAAGCUCAGAGGACUCGGCGUCUCCCAUUGUGCAGGAAGAUAACAAGCAGAAAGGCAACGAGCACACAAAGCAGCAGGAAGGGGAAGAAGAAAUCCAAACGGAGCCGCUAAUGGAGAUAUCUGGUGCCAGCUCAGACGACAACUGUGAUGAGGUCAGCGAAAAUGACCUCAAGCGCAAGUCCAUCUUCAGCUUCCUCCAGCCUCCCGCGAAGACGAUGAAGCUAUCGGAGUUUGACGUGUACCUGUCUGAACCCCUGUGGGAAAGCAAUUCCAGUCUUCAGUACUGGAAAUCUGCCUUUCGGUUUCCCCAACUCCAGGACAUGGCCAGGAGGCUGCUGGCAGCACCGGCCACUUCUGGGGGGUUUGACCGGCUUUAUCCAAUGGCGGCGUGCGUUGUAAAAGCCAAGAGGAACCGCCUGCCAUCUCACACUACAGAGAGACUGCUUCUGUACCAGAACUCUGUGAAGACAAAGACUCUCAAAAGGGUCAGUGUGGCUACUAAACGCUGACACGUUGAGCACAGCCAAACACCCACAAUUCUUUAGUUUUUUUAAUAAGCUCUUUUCUUGGUCCAAAAUAUGCUGCUCUCUUGAAAGAGAUGACAAAGUUAAUAUCUAUUGACUGCCUGUGUUCUGAGGGGAAGCCAGUUUGCUUAUACAUUUCAAACAAGCUAGACUGCAUUUUAAAACAUCUUACUAUUUAAGAACAUGACAAGAACAAAAUCACAAGGAAGCAUCUCCUCUUGUGCAGGUUUCUCUGUAGCCAACAGGAGUUCUGAGAUACAGCAGUGUACAAAAAAGAUGGGUCUUGUAUCGUUGACUUGUUUUUCAGAAAUUGAAAAAUGAAGGGGGGGUGGUUGAGUAUUUUUCUAUGUUCCACUGUAAAAGUACAAAAGCGUCUUACCUAUCAGUGCCAAUGACAACUCACAUUUUCUGUCAAAACCUAUAAAGCAAAGCUGACAAAGCUUUGGUGUGAGCUUUAAAAGAAACUUCUGUUCACUGGUACAAAUAGGUAUGUUAAGCUCAGAGCGACGGACACCCUGAACGUCAAUGAAUGGAACACAUUUUUGUGAAGGGAAUAUUAGUAAACAGAUUUCUAUUAAUGUUCUAUUUGUUGGUGACAGAGCUGAUAAUUAUUAUCUUUAGAUGUUGGAUGAUUUAAUGAUUUGUAUUCUGGAUUAUUCUGGGAGUUGAUGAAUAUUUUUAUUUCUUGUUUAACUUAACUGGCCAGACUUUCAAAUAAACUGCUUCUCAGCUCUUAAAGCUAAAAGGUUUUUAUUGUAAAAAUAAUUGUACAUAUUGUGGAUAUAAACGCCACUAUUGCAUUGCAUCCUUUGAACUUUUGUCUCCACAUGGAUUUUCCCAACGAAACAACUUGUAUGAAUUAAAAAAAACUUUUCUCUGAUGUUUUUCGACUUUUUUCAUGGACUGUACGUAGUUUCUGAUGUCGCCUGUGAUUGGCUUAGA